Molecule: messenger RNA, 502 nt
Organism: Glycine soja
Lineage: Eukaryota; Viridiplantae; Streptophyta; Magnoliopsida; Fabales; Fabaceae
Product: polcalcin Phl p 7-like
Exons: 1
Coding region: 71-358 (95 amino acids)
Molecular function (GO): calcium ion binding
Source: RefSeq, a predicted model, not a curated record
UUUGAAAGGUGAUAACAAGCUAAGCUAAACAUAGCACAAGUACGAAAUACGUAGCACAGUGAGAGAGCACAUGGCAUUCAUAGAGCGGAAUGUGUCGAGUGAUGGAAAGCGUGUGAUGACUGUGGAGCAGUUUAGGCGGUGGCUGAUGACAGCAUUCGACACAAACGGAGAUGGCAGAAUCAGCAAAGCCGAACUUCGCCGUGCCGUGCGCCUCACUGGAGGGAUCUUUGCUUCGUGGAAUAGUGGCCAGGCCUUCAGGUCCGCAGACGCCAACCACGAUGGUUUCAUUGAUGAAAACGAAUUCAGAGACCUUGCUCAGUUUGCAGACAAGCAUUUCAAUGUCAGGAUCACACGCUAACCUUGUUCUCUUCUGCACUCAAUUCACUUCUUCUCAUCCAUUUUUUUUUGGAGGAUUGUCUUUAACUUUGUUCUUAUAAUUUGAUAUUUGUUUGUAUUAAGCGAAACAAAAUAAUAUUAAUGAAAUGAGAAGGUUUUGGGUUCA